Molecule: messenger RNA, 7155 nt
Organism: Aquila chrysaetos chrysaetos
Lineage: Eukaryota; Metazoa; Chordata; Aves; Accipitriformes; Accipitridae
Gene: SLC49A3
Product: solute carrier family 49 member 3
Exons: 10
Coding region: 3980-5332 (450 amino acids)
Biological process (GO): transmembrane transport
Cellular component (GO): membrane
Molecular function (GO): transmembrane transporter activity
Source: RefSeq, a predicted model, not a curated record
GCGGUGGUUCCUGCUCGCCGUCGUCAGCCUGCUGAACUGCUCCAACGCCAUGUGAUGGGGCAUGGCUACUCAAUCAGCCAGCGGCAUGCUGAAAGCAGUGGGAGCUGCAGCUGUACUCCAGUGCAAGCUACAACAGGCUCAUGGGUCUUCAGGACACCUUCUGUCCUCUUCAUCAGUCGCUGUGCCCACUGUGUAGAGCACAAGUUUUUAUAGCGAAGAGUGUGUGUUGAGGUAUGACUUCCUGCCCAGGCUAGCAUGCACUGGAGCUUUUGCUGUCUCUAAACCUAGAAAUCACAGUGAGAUGAACAUGCUUCUAAGACUUGAGCUGAGCUUAGGAGGGGAGAAGAGUGUGGGAACUACAGUUACUGAAUUUGGAGAAGAAAUGGUGUAUGUUAUUACAGUAGCUAUUUCAACAUCCUGCUAGAUGCAUAUCUGAAGGGAGGGGAAAAGUCCAUCCCAAAUGCUGAAGGAUCAAAUGUUGACAACAUGAGUGACCAUGGCCAAUGAUAUUGGAUUGUACUACAGCAGGAGCUUUUGUCUGAGAAUAAAUAAUGCAAAAUCUGUGAGGUAAUGCUGGGAAGUGAGUUUUGCCAAGUAUUAGGGGUUGGAGCUCACAAACCCAUUGUGGUGGUUUGGUGUUCAAAGGCAAGAGUUGCUGUGUUUGAGUGGCUCUGUGUGGGCCUCUGUGUAAAUGACUUGACCUAACUAUGCCAUGGCCCAGGGAGUGGACUGCUGCUGACCUCCAACCUCAUCCACUCCAACUUGUUAAGCAGCCCAUCUGUGUUCUACUGUGGGGACUGCACAAGGUAGCUGUUGAGCAGUCAGGGUGUGGGACUGAGCUGGAUGAGUUUGAAGCCUCAGAGACAAGGCAUUCCUGAUCUGUGGGGUACCAAGCUGGGAAUUUUGUCAAAGUUUGCCAAAAGGUUUUGGUUAACUGUAGCCCUGACAGGGCUCAGAAGAGACGUAAGCCAUAGUGGCUGAAUGGAAACGGCUUGUCACCAUUGCAAGCGAGGAAGAGUCAUUGACAAGGGGCUGGAUUCUCUCCAUUCUGCUGUUGUGACCAUCCAUAGGGCUGCCUUCAGAGGAGUGCAUGUGGACAUGGACAUAGCAGUGCAGUGCAUAACACAGACUCUCCUUGAUGCCUUCUGCAGCUCACAGUGAGGCUCUAGCUCUGUGUAGUUACACAGUCAAUGAAGCUGAGUGCAGCUUGACCAGACUACAAGGGCGUAUUUCCACAAAGUGAGGCUUGUGCAGGGACUGAACAAGUGUGUAGAAAACCCUGCAAGGACAGAGGUGUCUGUUUCUUCUUCCACUAUCUGUCCCAGGAGCAACCAGCAUUUGGGGGCUGGCAUCCUAUAACCACAUACAUUAUCUCUCCUCCUGCAUCUGUCACCAUGAUCUAUAGUGGGGUGCUUUGAUACGGGCUUUGGUGUGCCAAAGCUGAGUUAAGACAAUGGUCCUUGGGGAGUGGAGGAGAAAGGAACCUCUCUCAGUCUCUAUUCUGCAUCUUGAGAGGUUGCAGGGCUUAGACAUCACCAGGAAAAAACUGCAUCAUCCUCACCCUGUUCUGCCUCAGGGGCCGUGUAUUGGGGCAGUCCCUGCAUAAGUACCAGCCUCAGCAGUGCAGACUUUCAGGACCAACAUGUAGGAUAAGGGCUCUAGCUCCCACCAUAAGAGCUUGCUAACUACUGUGGAUGAAGUCAUCAUAGCUGGGAAAACCAAAAGCAGAAGGUGGCAUACUCACUUGUGUAGCAUGGCAAUUUCCUUGUGUUGGCAAAACUCCACAGUGCCAUGUCUUUGUUGCAGGGGCAUUUGGCGGCCACUUUGACCACAGCUACACCUUGAGCUCCAUUGCCCAGUUCUUAAUUUCUCUGUUAGAGCAACACAUGGUAAACAACCCCUGCCUGAAUGAAGGCAGAAACAUACUUUUUCUCUCCAGACCCAUAAAGAAACCCACUUCCCAUUCUGAAGAACGCACACAGGCUUGGACAGGCUGCAACCUCCCACCUUCUGUGCUCUCACACAUGUGUGCUAGAACUGGAGCUCUUGCUCCAGACAGAAAUACAGGGCAGCCCAAAUGCUUGGUUUUCAGCAAGGAAUGGUUUUACUGGGUCUAAUGGAAACAUGCCAGAAUGGUUGAUCCCAGCUUGUCUAAAUCUAUACAGCCACUGAACACAAAAUGCUGUGCUCUGGCUUGUGGCAUCAUUCUGCUAAUGAUGUCAUGCAUGGGUGAGCAUCUUUGGUGGAGGAACAGGAGAGGCAAAAAUGUAGCUGAAGCUGGCUUACAAAAUGUGUCAUCUCUUUAAUUACACUGUUUCCUGGUACAGUGUUUCAUCACCAUCACCACCACCCCCACUCCCUCCCCCUUCUGGAAGGCAGUGGGGAACUGAGAAUUGCUGUGGCUGGAAAUACAUAACUGGGUUUUGUUUAGCAGCAGUUUAGCAUCCCAUGAUCAAACUAAUGUUCAUACCUUAGUGAUGCUGGUAAUGUUUAAACAGUUAAAUGAUUGUAGAAGCUGCAUAAACAGCAAAUCCACUCCCUGCCAGACCUUUGAUCACACAUGGGUGUGUCUGAGCCCAGCACAGCGAUGUGAGCUUCAUGUUGAAUGCAGGAAAUUUGGCUUGUGAGCUCCUUUCAGAGAAGAGGAAAGGGCUGAUGCUAAGAGUCCUUGCUAGGACACUGAUAAUACAUUCAAAACUUCUCUGUUACUGCCAUCUACUUAUUGCAUCCCUGCUAGGAGAAAAGCUUAGCUAAACAAUGCUUUUCAUGUGGCUAUUUUCACACAGUGACACUAAGAGAGAAGAAAAGCCUGUCUCCUCUUCUGCUUCCAUUUAAUGUAGUAGUUUUUAUGGUCUCUAGGAUGCAAGAAGUAAAUAGGAACACUGGAAAUAACAUGCAGCAGCAUGUAGGGACACACUUUGCUCCGAGGUUACUCAGGUCCCUUUCCCAUUACACAUCAAUGCUGCAGCUGAUGCUGUCUGCAGGAUGCAGACUGUGAAGAGGAAGCUUGUGAUGGCAGAGAGGGGUACCCGGAAAGACACAGUGGCUGGAGUUCUUUUACAGGAAGGUAUUGCUGAAGUUUUUGUUCACAUUUCUGCAAACUUUAUCAUCUUCAGUGUUCAGUACAUCCACGUUAUUGAAACCUGUUCUCAGGUUAGGCCUGCCUUUUUGAAAAGCACCAGAGAGGGCAUCUUCGCAAAGAAUCCACAGAAACAUCCUUAAGUUUAGGGUAGUACCCUCAUUUCUUUCUUGAGGGCAUGAUCUCAGGAACUGAUUUGAGGAUCAAAGCAGGCCUCAUCAUUCCCAGAAGAAAACAGAAGCAGACAGCAACCUUAUGAAAUCAGUGCCUAAAACAAGGUUUAGGGAAAUAUUUUCAGAUAUGGCACUGGAAGGAAAAGAUGGAUAGUUAUUAAAGAACCUCUUGUGUUUCCCUGUUAUAUGUUCUGAUGUAUUGAAUAUGGAAAUUUCUAGGCCCUUUUUUCCUAACUGUUGAUUGUGUGUAGGACAACAUGGAAUAAUGUCUCUCUUGGCUGACACAUAACAAAGUUGUUCUUACAAGGCCACAUCCAGGGGUUACCAAUGAAAUCAUAAAUACCAGGCUGAGUUUAAGAGGGUCUCAGUUGCAGAGAGAAGAGGGCAGCCUCUCUUUUGUUUAUGCUAACAUAGAAGGAUUGCUUGUGGUUUACAUCAGGUAAGUGUGUGCAUCACAGGCCAACAUGUCCACCCUGGGGACAGAAAAGGUACUGACCUCUGCUUCUGCCAGCUCCCAGCAGCAGCACUAGGUGAUUGAGGAUGAGGCAGUGAAAUAGAUGAGGUGCUCUGGCCCAAGAUAAUGAUGGCAUCAGUGGUAAAAUAGUCCUAGCAUGAGUAACUGUGGACAUUGGGGGGUUGAAUUUUUAUUACCAGCCUUAACAUCCUAAUUUCAAGGAGACACUAAGAUAGUGAGCCCCUUCCCAACUCAGUUGGACAGUUUGAGGGGAUGCUGAAUUUCUGUUCUGGUGGAGGUGCUCAUGCUUACCCAUCUUUGCUCUCUACACUGCAGCUGUGGCUGACGUUUGCUCCUGUGGCUGAUAAGGCAGCUGCCUACUUCCACAUUUCCCUGGAGAUGGUCAACUGGCUCUCAAUAGUGUACCUCCUCACCUCAAUCCCAUUUGGUCUGGUGGCAACAUGGGUUCUCGACAGCGUGGGGCUCAGAUAUACUGUGAUCCUGAGUGCGUGGCUGAACAUGACGGGCAGCGUCAUCCGGAUAUUCAGCGUCCUGAAGUUCCUGGGCUUGGAUUCCCAGAGUUACUGGUACCUAUUUACUGGGCAGUGCCUCUGUGCACUGGCACAGCCCCUUAUCAUCUUUUCACCGACAAAACUGGCAGCGCUAUGGUUCCCAGACCACCAGAGAGCAACAGCAAAUAUGAUCGCAUCAAUGUCCAAUCCCUUGGGUAUUCUUAUAGCAAACGUGCUGUCACCUGCACUAGUUCCUGAAGGAAAGCACAUCCCAUUGAUGCUGGGUGUUUAUGCCAUCCCAGCAGUAACAGCCUGUGCUGUAGCAACUGUGGGGAUUCAUGAGAAGGUUCCUCCAACACCUCCUUCAGCCAGUGCCACUAACUCCAGCUCCCAGCCAUUCCUCAUGGGGCUCAAAAUGCUCCUGAGAAACAAGCCAUACAUCAUCCUGGCAGUGUGCUUUGGAGGAGGAAUUGGGAUGUUCACCUGUUUUUCAGCUCUGCUAGAACAGAUCCUUUGUGAAAAGGGGUAUUCAAAUGAAUUUGCUGGCCUGAAUGGUGCACUGUUCACAGUGUGUGGUUUGUUCGGUGCUUUCCUGCUAGGCCUGUAUGUCGACCGGACAAGGAAGUUCAUAGAGUCCACCAAGAUUUGUUUCUGUCUGAGUGCACUUGCCAGCAUCAUGUUCGCAGUGACUUCUCGGUUCAGACGUCGGGCCAUCACACUGUCCAUCACCAGCUCGCUCUUUGGUUUCUUCGGUUUUGCCAUCUACCCUAUUGCCAUGGAGCUGGCUGUGGAGUGCUCCUACCCUGUGGGAGAGGGCACAUCUACAGGCCUGAUUUUUGUUGCAAGCCAGAUUGAAGGUGUGAUUUUAAUGAUUCUGUUACAAGCCCUCACCGUGCAUGUUUCUGAGGAUCCAUCUUCCACCUGUGCCCUUGAUCAGGAUGGAGCCCUGGACUGGACAACUCCGGUACUGGUGCUGGCUGGCCUCUGUAGUGCUAUGGCUUGUUUCUACGUCAUCUUCUUCCACACUGACUACAAGCGGCUCCAUGCUGAGACAAACAGUGGUGAUUUGGUCAAGGCAGAAGAUACAGCAACAGCAACUGUUCCUGAAGCCUAACCAGGCCAAAAAGGGGAUGCCAAGGGCCCAGUAAGGGAAGGACUCAGACCUGUGGGCAGGGACCAUGACUGCAAAUGUUCAGCUGGCACACUGGGAUAUUCAGGUCCUGUUGCACAACAAGCAAGGGCUAGAGCAGAGGUGUCACUGGGGCACCUUCGCUGUGCUUCCCUCAAUCUUGUAUUUAUUUGUGAGUCCAGGCUGUAAGAAAGGCUGCCAGAAAGGUCAAAGUGGGACUGGACAACUAAGCAGGUAACAGGGAUUUUUAGCUGACUUGAUUCAAGUUAAAGAACUGUUUCAGAGGAAAGGAAUAUCAUAUUUCAGCUAUUUUUUCAUUUUCAUGUACUUGUAUCAGGGGUGAAGCUUUCAGAGGGGUGGAAGCUGUGCCUGUCACAAACCCAGUGGAAAACCUCUGUUUAAGGACUGUGGUUCUUGUACAGCAUAACAACUCUUCCACUCUACAGCUGGAGCUAAUUGUACAUCUUAGCUAAAGGGUCGUAGGAGCUACAGUAUCCUUCCAUUGCAGCAGGGAAGUGUAGGUGUGUGAUCUGUAAUGCAAGUCUGUUACAAUGAGCCACUUUGUCCUCCCUUACAAACAAGAAAAGAAAAGCCCUGCCUGCAGUGCUGCCUGUAAAAGAAAGUAUCAGUAAGCAGCAGAAGUUAAAUAUGGCAGCAUUCUUCACCCUUCUGGUCCUCUGCCAGAUGCUGAGACAUGCAGGAUAAGCUUGUUUUACUGGGGCUUCUGUUGUUUCUCCACCUCUCCUGCAAUUCCAGUGGGUUAGUUAAGUUUUCCACAAGAAGAUGAACGUGCUGGUGUAAGAUGAGGGUAGUGUACCCUCCCCAGGCCAAGUCAUGCUCUCCUGUAGGGGAACACUAAGAGGGCAGCUCACUUUUUGGGGAAUGACAUGGCGGUGCCUGGUGUGGUAGAAGCUGGCAGGAGAACUGGCAAAGGUGAGCACUUAGAGAAGGCAGGGAUGUGUCAUAAGUUUCUGCACAUGAUGGGGGCUUUUUGGGGAAGGCCAAGUAAGAAACAACAUCAACAAGCACCUUCCAGUUCUCUCUGCAGCUGACAGCUGUUCUUCAGUGUUAGAAGAGAGGGGUAGUGACACAAAAGAUCCCAUCUGAAGUUGUUACCCUAACAAUUGCAAUGGGUACAACCGGAUUUUUCCUUUUACAGUACUUCCACAGCAGUCCGGUGUCCUGCUUUGUUGUUCAGGUCUAGAUGUAUAACCUGAGAACUUUUUAACCUAUAACAUUUCAGUGGACUUGGUGAUGUUUCAUACUAUGCAUCUUGCAAGAGGAUCUGAGUACUUCUUGAUUAAGGGAACUGGAUGCACAUUGGACCUGUGCCUGGCUUUGUCCAGUCCAGCUAGAGGAUGAUCCCAAAGCAAAGGAUGCACUUCCCCUGAGGCACACUGUAUGGAGGAGCUCUCUCAGUGCCUGAAUUAUCUUCCCCAUUAGCAACUGGAAAUCUCUCCCUUUGUAAAACACCUAGCUGCAUCCUUCUUGGGAGCCUGCUAGUUCCUACAGCUCCAGCCUUGCUCUCACUACUAAGCACUGUCAAAAGAAGCAGGAAGGAAGUCUGAACCUGAGGUGAAACAAGAUCAAUUUGGACCUGUUAGAGGAAUGGGAUUAACUGUCUUUUGCAAAACUAGCUGGUCAGUUCUGCAGCCCUGGGCCUAAUACGCCGAACAGAUUAACACCAAAUUUACAUGCUACUCCUGAGUCCUACUGUACUGGGAAGCAAGAAGCACUUGGUACUUAUAAUUUUAUAUAUUUACAAAUGCUUAUGUUUUUUCAUAAAGGGUGGUUUAAGAAAAGAUAAA